AUGUCUACUGUCAAUGUAUUGAGAUACUCCGCGCUUGGCCUAGGUCUGCUGGUUGGCCUGAAGACCGAUUUCUCCCUGAGAGGUGCUGCUGCAAAGAAGUUGGAAGAAGAAGAGUUUAGCAAGAGACAGCAGCUUAUAGCCGAUGCCAAGGCCGAGUGGGCCAAGUUGCAUCCGCCAAAGACUAAGGCAACUACAAAGGAGAUCAACUUUGAUGAUCCUAACUUAGACUUCGGGGAGUUGAUCGUCAACGCCGUGAAUGCACUAGACGCUUGA
Nakaseomyces glabratus is the source of this 273-nucleotide messenger RNA. RefSeq names its product F1F0 ATP synthase subunit e (gene TIM11). Gene Ontology annotation, molecular function: proton transmembrane transporter activity. Gene Ontology annotation, biological process: proton motive force-driven ATP synthesis. Lineage: Eukaryota; Fungi; Ascomycota; Saccharomycetes; Saccharomycetales; Saccharomycetaceae. The record is from RefSeq and is a predicted model, not a curated record.